Messenger RNA from Phycomyces blakesleeanus NRRL 1555(-), 177 nucleotides. RefSeq lists its product as hypothetical. The record is from RefSeq and is a predicted model, not a curated record. NCBI's taxonomy places the organism in Eukaryota, Fungi, Mucoromycota, Mucoromycetes, Mucorales, Phycomycetaceae. The transcript is spliced from 2 exons. The coding region runs from base 1 to 177 and encodes 58 amino acids.
AUGAAGUGGCUCAUCUCUGUGCUCUUGGUACUAUCUGCUGUUAUCUCUACUCAGGCAGUCGAUUUACCAAAUCUCCGUACACUACACAACGAAUGCUCACAGAAUCUGGUUUGUUUGGACGGCCUUUAUUGUCGACGUUACAACGGGGCUGUGUACGGUACCUGUGAACAACCAUGA